This is a messenger RNA of Budorcas taxicolor (takin), 1014 nucleotides long. RefSeq names its product neuronal differentiation 6 (gene NEUROD6). The transcript has a single exon. The record is from RefSeq and is a predicted model, not a curated record. Gene Ontology annotation, biological process: regulation of DNA-templated transcription; nervous system development. NCBI's taxonomy places the organism in Eukaryota, Metazoa, Chordata, Mammalia, Artiodactyla, Bovidae. The coding region runs from base 1 to 1014 and encodes 337 amino acids. Gene Ontology annotation, molecular function: protein dimerization activity.
AUGUUAACACUACCGUUUGAUGAGUCUGUUGUAAUGCCAGAAUCCCAGAUGUGCAGAAAGUUUUCUAGAGAAUGCGAGGACCAGAAGCAAAUUAAGAAACCAGAAAGCUUUUCCAAACAGAUUGUCCUUCGAGGAAAGAGCAUCAAAAGGGCCCCUGGAGAAGAGACUGAGAAAGAAGAAGAGGAGGAGGACAGGGAAGAGGAAGAUGAAAACGGGUUGCCCAGAAGGAGGGGUCUUAGGAAAAAAAAGACGACCAAGCUCCGACUGGAGAGGGUCAAGUUCAGGAGACAGGAAGCUAAUGCGCGGGAGAGGAACAGGAUGCAUGGCCUCAAUGACGCCCUGGACAAUUUGAGAAAAGUGGUUCCCUGCUAUUCUAAAACCCAAAAACUGUCCAAAAUAGAAACUUUACGACUGGCCAAAAACUACAUCUGGGCACUUUCUGAAAUUCUGAGAAUCGGCAAGAGACCUGAUCUGCUCACGUUCGUCCAAAACUUAUGCAAAGGUCUUUCCCAGCCAACUACAAACUUGGUGGCAGGCUGCUUGCAGCUCAAUGCCAGGAGUUUCCUGGUGGGUCAGGGCGGGGAGGCUGCACACCACACAAGGUCACCCUACUCUACCUUCUACCCACCCUACCACAGCCCUGAGCUCACCACUCCCCCAGGGCAUGGAACUCUUGAUAAUUCCAAGUCCAUGAAACCCUACAAUUAUUGCAGUGCAUACGAAUCCUUCUAUGAAAGCACUUCCCCUGAGUGUGCCAGCCCUCAGUUUGAAGGUCCCUUAAGUCCUCCCCCAAUUAACUAUAAUGGGAUAUUUUCCCUGAAGCAAGAAGAAACCUUGGACUAUGGCAAAAAUUACAAUUAUGGCAUGCAUUACUGUGCAGUGCCACCCAGGGGUCCCCUUGGGCAGGGUGCCAUGUUCAGGUUGCCCACCGACAGCCACUUCCCUUACGACUUACAUCUGCGCAGCCAAUCUCUCACCAUGCAAGAUGAAUUAAAUGCAGUUUUUCAUAAUUAA